Molecule: messenger RNA, 1647 nt
Organism: Halichondria panicea
Lineage: Eukaryota; Metazoa; Porifera; Demospongiae; Suberitida; Halichondriidae
Product: N-acetylgalactosamine kinase-like
Exons: 2
Coding region: 146-1582 (478 amino acids)
Biological process (GO): galactose metabolic process; carbohydrate phosphorylation
Cellular component (GO): cytosol; cytoplasm
Molecular function (GO): ATP binding; galactokinase activity
Source: RefSeq, a predicted model, not a curated record
UUUAUGGUUCACUAUGAAUACAGUUACUAGUCUAUCUACCUCCUCCCACUUUUUGACACAAAGGAACUGGACUGAAAGCUGACACCCCUUCAUGCCCUUUAUACUAUAAACAGAUCUCCCUGUCCCCAAUAUAGUUUGCAGAGAGAUGGCUGAGACUCCUGCCAAGAAGCCGUCCAGUGACCCACCCCCUGUCUUCUCAUCCCUCGAUGAAUUAAGCCAGGGCAGUGAGACAAACGCCAAACGAUACCAAAACCUUGUGCAAGCAUUCAAGACCAAGUAUGGAACUGAGCCACAGUUCAUUGCUCGAGCUCCUGGUCGGGUCAACAUCAUUGGAGAGCAUAUUGACUACUCUGGCUAUGCUGUACUACCCAUGGCCAUUGAGCUGGAUAUUGCAAUCGCAUGUCGUACGCGAAACGAAGACGUCAUCAACAUUUCCAACACCAACCCCAAGUAUCUUGACCAUCAGUCGAACAUAAACAGAAAGCUGAAUAUCACCAAAAGAGGAAUGAUGUGGUACGACUACAUUCUGUGUGGUAUUGCAGGUGCCGAAGACUAUUGCAAUAUUGAUAACCUCACUGGAAUGGAUUUGCUAGUCGAUGGAAACAUUCCCCCUGCAUCUGGUUUAUCGAGUUCUUCUGCUCUUGUUUGUUGCUCUGCCCUGGCUACUGCUCAUGCUAACAAAAUAGCUUUACCGUCCAAGGCUUUUUUUGCUGAAAUGUGUGCCAAGUGUGAGCGCUACAUUGGUACCGAAGGAGGUGGAAUGGACCAGGCCAUCAGCUUCCUAGGCGAGCAAGGAAAAGCUAUGAUGAUUGAAUUCGAUCCGAUUCGUACAACUGAAGUGAAGAUCCCAAAAGGCUGUGUAUUUGUGAUAGCCAAUACUCUUGUCCCUGCAGAGAAGGCUACUGCCGCUUCGUGCUUUAAUGUUCGAGUUGCUGAAUGUCGCCUGGCCUCUCUUGUGAUGGCCUACCAGCUUGGAGUGAAGCGUUGGGAAGAAGUGAGGAAGCUCCUAACGCUUGAGUAUGCUUCAGGUCAUGAGCUGAAGGAGAUAAUGACGAAAGUGGUGACAAAGCAUUUGCGUUCCGAUCCCUACACCCAAUCCGAUUUAUGUAGCAUCAUGGACGUGGACAAACAAUAUCUUUGGAAGGAGUUUCUAAACGAGCAAACAAAGUCGAUUGAGGAGUUCCAGCUUUACUACAGAGUCGAGCAUGUCUACAAUGAAGCUAGUCGAGUCUACCAAUUCAAGGACAUUGCUAACGAUCCAAAUGGAGAGAACGUUGCCGUGAAGUUGGGUAAGCUCAUGGAUGAUAGUCAUGCAAGCUGUCGUGAUCUCUAUGAGUGCAGUUGUCCUGAGCUGGAUCAAAUUGUGGCUAUUGCCAAGUCUGCUGGAAGCCUGGGCUCGCGAUUGACUGGUGCUGGCUGGGGUGGGUGUACAGUGUCGCUGGUGAGAGAGGAUAAGUGCAAAGAGCUGAUGGAGACACUUCAAGAGGAGUACUAUAAGGGUCAUUCCAACGGAAUGGAGAACUUGGACGCUAGUUUGUUUGUUACAAAGCCUGGGCCUGGUGCUGCCCUUUGUGUUUUUUGAAAUUAAUUUUUGUGUUUGCAUACUGUACUAGAUAAUUUAUGUCAAUGUCAUGUUUCAACCGCGGC